Cynara cardunculus var. scolymus (artichoke) is the source of this 1176-nucleotide messenger RNA. RefSeq lists its product as uncharacterized. The coding region runs from base 1 to 1176 and encodes 391 amino acids. The transcript is spliced from 2 exons. NCBI's taxonomy places the organism in Eukaryota, Viridiplantae, Streptophyta, Magnoliopsida, Asterales, Asteraceae. The record is from RefSeq and is a predicted model, not a curated record. Gene Ontology annotation, molecular function: zinc ion binding; nucleic acid binding.
AUGACAGUAGAGAAAUAUGUGGAGAUCUUUAUUGAGAAGUCGCGAUUUGCGGARCACCAAGUGAAUACCGAGAUGAGGAAAGUAAAUCGGUUUGUUGACGGACUGAAAAGGGAACUUAGGAGGCUUGUUGGAAUGUCAAAACCUACUACCUUUCAAGAUGCGGUAGAACUAGCCACCCUUGCUGAAAAGGACAGUUAUGUCCCGGAUGCAUCUAAGAAAAAAAAGAUCAAUCAAGCUGGCCCAGAAAAAUUCAAGAGAACUCAAGCCUUUGGGGAGAAAGGUGGGGCAAUGUCUCCGUGCGCCACAUGUGGAAGGAACCAUCCAGGCGAAUGCAGGUUUGGCAAGGGAGUUUGCUUUACUUGUGGAAAGCCUGGGCACUUGUCAAAAGAAUGCAAGGCUAGACCUAUCUGCUACUCGUGUGGAGAUCCCGGGCACCGCCAAAGGGAAUGCCCCAAGAAGAACACAGAGCCACCAAGGCCGCUCGGAGGAUCAAGCGGAAAGAAACCGGAUGCGCCAAAGGGGAAGGAUCGAGUCUUCCAGAUGACUGCGGAAGAAGCAAAGGACGCACCCGACAUAGUGACAGGUACAUUUCUAGUAAACAAAAUACCUGCAAGAGUGUUAUUUGAUUCGAAUGCAAAUAAAUCUUUUGUCUCCACUAAGUUUUGCAUGCGAUUCGGAAGGUCUCCUACGCUACUUAGUCAAAACUUAGAGGUCGAAACUGCUGAUGGUAACAUCACCAUGGCUCACAUUAUUUGUUUCAAGAAACAAAUUCGAGUGAGAAAUAAGGAUGGGAAUGAGAUCACUGUGUACGGUAGUCGGCCUGGCAACCACGUUAACCUCAUAUCAGUAAUCAAAGCUAGGAGAUGUAUUCAUAAAGGAUGUGAGACGUACUUAGCAUACGUUGUAAACCCUAAUAUCGAAAAAGGAUCUAUAGAAGAGGUCCUGGUGGCUCGGGAAUUCCCUGAUUUGUUCCCUGACAACCUACCAGAGGUACCUCCUGAAAGGCAGGUCGAGUUUAGGAUCGAUUUGACACCCGGAGCCACACCGAUUGCUAAAUCAGCAUAUCGACUAGCACCAUCGGAGAUGAAAGAACUGAUGACCCAAAUCCAGGAAUUGUUGGAUAAAGGGUUCAUCCGACUGAGUUCAUCCCCAUGGGGAGCCCAGUGCUAUUUGUGA